GUCAGUGAUUUUGUUCUAGCGACGGACGGAGGUUAGUUUGGCAAUGUCCGUAUGACAAUUUAAACAUGUCUAAAGUGGAAAUGUUGAGAGCGGUGGUGAGUGAGCGUCUGACUGCGGCAGCUGUAGAGAUUUUUGGGCACUUUGAAAGGACAAUAGCGGAGUAUGAGGAGGAACUUCGUCGUUGCAGAGAGGACAACGAGCGACACCGGAAACUGCUGGACGCCGUGCUGAAGCCUGAAGUCCGGCUGCACAGAGCAGGUGUUCAACAGGACACAGAGCCCCCACGUGCUAAAGAGGAAGAGGAGCAACUCUGGAGCAGACAGGAAGGAGAGCAGCUUCAAGGACCUGUCCCUGUGAAGACGGACGACGUUAAGGAGGAAGCUCAGUCCUCACAUCUUCAUCACAGACAAAAUGAAGAAAACAGAGAGGCGGAGGCUCCAGCCGGGAGCUCACUUCAACAGAUUGAAACAGAGAGUGAUGAGGAGGACUGUGGAGGAUCAGAAGCAACCAAGAGCUUAGAUCCAGAUUCGAGGCCAGCUAAUGAUGAUGAGACUCCAGAGUCUGUGAAAUUAAAGGGGACGCAGACAGCUCGGGAUGACGGGACUUCAGACUGUUCUGGGCCUGAGACUGAAAACAGAGCUGAUGACUGGAAGGAGACAAGGAAACCUACGUCAGAUUUAAAAGCGCUGGCAAAAAAUGGGAUUCCUGCUCCUGGUAGAAAACACAGCAGUGACAAGAAGUCUUACAGCUGCUCUGAGUGUGGUAAAACAUUUGAAUUAAAGAAAUAUAGUCAGAAAAACAGAAAAAGUCUUCUAGAAGAUAAACCAUUGGUUUGCUCGUUGUGUGAUGAAAGAGCCACGCAGAGUGUGCUUUUUAUCACACAUAAGAGUACUCACUCAGGGGAGACAUCCUUCAAAUGUUCAGUCUGUAACAGACACUUUGGCCAUAAAGGAGAUGCUGUGAGACACAUCAGAACUCACACAGGAGAGAAACCGUUCAGCUGCUCGGUUUGUGGUAAGAGGUUCACCCAGAGCACAGCUGUGGGUUUACACAUGAGAACCCACACAGGAGAGAGGCCGUUCGGCUGCUCGCUCUGUCCGAAACGCUUCAGGCAGAGAGGAAUCCUGACCAGACACAUGAGAGUUCAUACGGGAGAAAAACCGUACAGCUGCUCCGUGUGUAGCACCACUUUUAGCCUGAGUCAGUCACUGUCAAAACACAUGAGGAUCCACACAGGAGAGAAACCGUUCAGCUGCUCAGUUUGUGAUAAAAAAUUCACCCAAAAGGGAAAUAUGACUCAGCACAUGACGCUCCACACCAGGGAGAAGUCAUUCAGCUGUCACCUGUGUGGUAAGACAUUCACCAGAAAGUUUUGUGUAAAGAGACAUAAAUGUGUCACUGAGAGCAGCGGCACUAAAUAAAACUGUAACUGAGAAACGUCUCAGUUUGAAUGUCUUAAUUUCCGCCCAAGAUGGAUGGACAUCUUUUUUUUUAAAAAAAGCACUCUUAAAUUAAAACAAACACAGAAUUUCUUACCCCUUACGUCUCUGUGACAUGAAAAAUCUUGCACUCUCAUGAUUUUGUGGAAACUUUUUCAUUUAUUUAUUAUUAUUUUCCACAUUUUUUAUUUGAAUCAACACUAUGGUUGAUGCAGGACUAACAUUAGGUUUGCUUUGUCUGCAACAACUGAAGGCGGCGUGUGGUUAAGCUCAGUUCACCCAUAUUUGUUUUCAUUUAUUCUCUUGCUGAGACAUUGUAGCUGUCAGUAUGAGAUGUGAGUCAGAUAAUAGGAAAAGCACUGUGGGUCAGAUGUAUAAAACUCCGUGUAGAUUUACUGCUAAAAUUAUACAUGCAAAGAUAAAAAUCUGCAAACACAUUCAGAUCUAUAUAUCAGAUUACAUAUACAUACAUAUCUAUAUUCUACAUAUCAGAUUUCCAAAGAUCACGUGCACGAUCCUCAUUUUCACUCCCACAGGAGGCUGUAAAUGUAAUGGAUGUAAAUGCCGUUAAACAUCUGUUUGCA
Molecule: messenger RNA, 2023 nt
Organism: Plectropomus leopardus (leopard coralgrouper)
Lineage: Eukaryota; Metazoa; Chordata; Actinopteri; Perciformes; Serranidae
Biological process (GO): regulation of transcription by RNA polymerase II
Cellular component (GO): chromatin; PcG protein complex; transcription regulator complex
Molecular function (GO): RNA polymerase II cis-regulatory region sequence-specific DNA binding; DNA-binding transcription factor activity, RNA polymerase II-specific
Source: RefSeq, a predicted model, not a curated record